AUGUCGGAUGAAAACAUCGGCUACCUCGUGAAUUUGAGAAACGAUGAAAUCAGCUUUGCUUCAAUAGAUUACAAAAACCUCGACAUCGAUGAUUCCUGCUACUCAUUUAUGAACGGGCAGCAUUAUAUAAUCGGCGGAUAUGAUCAUCCUCGUCUGAUUCUGACCUUGGAAGUUGACAAGUGCGAGUUGACGGAGCAUGAUAUGCUGGGAAUUCAACACGUUGACGGAAUGUGGGGAGCAUGCGCCGUUUACAAUGACAUCACAUAUUUAUGCUUUGACGAAAGCGGUGUUGAUAUGUAUGGGUGUCAGACAUACGAUGGUUACAACCAAAAUCUCAUCGAGGCUCGAACGGAAUAUGCUCACGACUGGUCGACCAUGGCCGUUUACAACGACGAAAUGUGGACAAUUACCAAUGUCGGACAGCUCAACCAGAAUCUAUGGGCUGUCCAGAAAUUUGAUGGUCUUACUUGGACUAAAAUUGGAGAGCUCUCAGAAUCCCAUUCCACUGUCUCCACAAUAACUUCUGGCAAAAUCAUCAACGGAUUCGCAUACACCGGAAAAUACUACUUGGAUAAAGUAAAAAUGGACGAGGAGGACUAUUCGGCGACAAAUCUUGGCAAAGAUCCUGAUGGAUCCUCUUUUGUGCUCUACUAUGCGCCAAUGCUUCUUGUUGAUGGUCCCAUCUGUGCAUUAUAA
Molecule: messenger RNA, 696 nt
Organism: Oikopleura dioica
Lineage: Eukaryota; Metazoa; Chordata; Appendicularia; Copelata; Oikopleuridae
Source: the annotation of a GenBank genome assembly